Molecule: messenger RNA, 1003 nt
Organism: Ipomoea nil (Japanese morning glory)
Lineage: Eukaryota; Viridiplantae; Streptophyta; Magnoliopsida; Solanales; Convolvulaceae
Product: putative methyltransferase DDB_G0268948
Exons: 2
Coding region: 55-858 (267 amino acids)
Molecular function (GO): S-adenosylmethionine-dependent methyltransferase activity
Source: RefSeq, a predicted model, not a curated record
UAUAUCUAUCUGAUUAUUAUUCAGUAAAAAGCAAAACACACACAAAUUGGGAGAAUGGCACAACUUUUUGUGAAGCAGGCAAAACAAUAUUCUGAGGGAAGGCCAUCAUACCCACAAGAGCUUUUCCAUUUCAUUGCCUCUAAAACUCCAUCUCAUGAUCUUGCCUGGGAUGUCGGCACUGGUAGCGGCCAAGCUGCCAAAUCACUAGCAGCUAUAUACAAGAAUAUGGUUGCCACGGACACGAGCCAGCAGCAACUGGAGUACGCAGCGAAGCUUCCCAACGUCCGAUACGAACGCACCCCUCCCAAGAUGUCGACGGCGGAGCUGGAAGCCUUAGUGGGAAAGGAAUCGACGUUCGAUCUGGUGACCGUAGCGCAAGCCAUGCACUGGUUCGAUCUGCCGGCGUUUUACCAGCAGGCGAGACGGGUGCUGAAGAAGCCCGACGGGGUAAUCGCCGCGUGGUGCUACACGCUGGCCCAAGUCAACGAAGGCGUGGACGCCUUGCUGCACAAGCUCUACUUCGUGGAUCUUGAUCCCUACUGGGAAUCGCCGAAGAAGCUGGUGGACGAUGAGUACAAGAGCAUCGAGUUCCCGUUCGAGGCGGUGGAAGGGUGCGCGGGUACUGGGCCGGUGGAGUUCACGGCGGAGCGAGUGAUGGAUUUGGAAGGGUAUUUGACGUGGUUGAGGUCGUGGUCGGCGUACCAGACGGCGAAGCAUAAGGGUGUGGAGGUGUUGGGCGAGGAUGUUGUCGGGAGAUUCAGGGAUGCUUGGAAUGAAGAUGGGGGUGGCCAGAAACGUGUCACUUUCCCUGUUUUUCUGAGGAUUGGAAAGGUUGGGAAUGUGGACAUGAAUUCCUGAUUUAUGUCUUCUCCACAAAAAGCAAAAUUCUCUGUGUUUGUUCCUAUAUCUUGAUCUCAUAGGAUUGAUAGAUUAUCAGAAGCAUGACAUGUUAAACCUAUAAAAUAAAAGAUAUGAAUAAGUAUUAGACUCAAGAUUUCUAAUA